Molecule: messenger RNA, 213 nt
Organism: Trichoderma harzianum CBS 226.95
Lineage: Eukaryota; Fungi; Ascomycota; Sordariomycetes; Hypocreales; Hypocreaceae
Exons: 1
Source: RefSeq, a predicted model, not a curated record
GCAUGGAACAAGUCCAUGGCGUCGACGUCAGUUGGAUGACGCAGGGCUCACCAAAAGGCAGGCUGCUUUGCCACUCCCACCGCUGUGUCUGCCACGGCGCUUUCAUGAUGGCUUCAUGUAUAAGUCCAUCGGCGCCGUGGCAGACUGCUUGUCGGGCAAUCGUGAUAGGGAAUUGAAAACUAACAAUGCGUGUAGACAAAUUCAACAAGGCUG